Messenger RNA from Galleria mellonella (greater wax moth), 1057 nucleotides. Its product is annotated as enoyl-CoA hydratase domain-containing protein 3, mitochondrial. The coding region runs from base 126 to 962 and encodes 278 amino acids. The record is from RefSeq and is a predicted model, not a curated record. Gene Ontology annotation, cellular component: mitochondrion. The transcript is spliced from 7 exons. NCBI's taxonomy places the organism in Eukaryota, Metazoa, Arthropoda, Insecta, Lepidoptera, Pyralidae. Gene Ontology annotation, molecular function: hydro-lyase activity.
ACCCUAAAAUGACAGCGGAAGGAAUGUGUUAAACACAGCUGUUUUGUCAUUAGUACAUUAGUGAUUGGCAAAUUAAUAUCGAUUUUUACUAUAAAUCAAUAACUAAGAGGUAAUAAUUGUCAACGAUGCUUGCCUCAUUUAAGAAAAGUUCAACAAAGUCCUUGUUUGGACUAUAUCGCUAUAUUCAUAAUGAAUACAUAUCUACCACUGAAAAUAAUGGAACUCGAGAAAUUACCUUAAUUCACGAAAAAACAAAGAAUUCUUUGUCAAUGGACAUGAUGAGCCAUCUUAUAGAAGCUAUAAAUUCUAAUAAAGAUGAUACGUCACUGAGAGCUAUAGUCCUGUCUGCAAAAGGCAAUGUUUUCUCUGCAGGUCAUAAUCUAAAGGAACUACAAUCAUCUACAGGAAUAGAACAACACCAGUUAAUAUUUAGAAAAGCUACAGAACUAAUGAAGUCCAUUAUACAAAGUCCUGUGCCUGUCAUAGCUAAGGUUAAUGGUUUUGCUGCAGCAGCAGGUUGCCAGUUAGUUGCCGCAUGUGACAUGAUCGUGUGUUCCAACACGAGCAAAUUCUCAACACCUGGUGCAAAUUUUGGUAUAUUUUGCUCAACUCCAGGCAUAGCUAUUGCGAGAUCUAUCCCAAAAUCCCGAGCUACAUAUAUGCUAUUUACAGGAGAACCUAUUACCGCCCAAGAAGCAUAUGAAAGCGGACUAGCAACAAAAGUAGUACCUGAAGAACAAUUGGACAUUGAGGUAAACAAGAUCAUAGAAAAAAUCAAGGUGAAAAGUCGUAGUGUUAUAGCUCUAGGAAAAGAUUUUUUUUACAAGCAAAUCGAAUUAGAUGUUUUAGAUGCUUAUAAAUUGGGAGAAAAAAUAAUGGUAGACAAUAUUAACAGUUGUGAUGGCCAAGAAGGAAUUAGGAGUUUUGCUGAGAAACGAAAAGCAAGUUGGAGUCACAAAUAGAUGCCAGUUAUAAAAUAUUUUUUUUUACUUUUCUAUGGAUAAAUUUAAAUAUUUUUAUACAUAUGACGAGCGAAAUAAAACACGCUUUUUAAUUA